Messenger RNA from Danaus chrysippus (African queen), 1359 nucleotides. The record is from the annotation of a GenBank genome assembly. NCBI's taxonomy places the organism in Eukaryota, Metazoa, Arthropoda, Insecta, Lepidoptera, Nymphalidae.
AUGGCAAACAUUUGUAACCACACUGGUAUAAGUAUUUGUGGCUUAAACAAGGAUCAUCAGGAUCAUAGACUAUUUCUAGAUGACUGUGAUAUGUUCGAAUACAAUUGUGAUAACGGAAAAGUAUAUUUAAAGGUCGAUGACAAUCUAUGUCCUCAAAAUGUAACCAAAGAUAUAAAUGAAACAAUAACAACUGGACAAACUUCAGAAAUUACCAUAAAAACAAGUGUAACCCUCCCGUCCACUACAACAACUGUUAAAAGUACUAUAAAUAAUGUUACAAGAGUCCCUAUCGCAACUGAGUGCACAAGAUCCAAGAAAACGGAUUCUUCUACCACAGUGACUGAAUCUCCUACAACAGGAACAAAUAUGAAAGAUAUCAAAACAACAUCGGCUGAAAUCCAAAGAUGUACAUGUAUGGACACCGAUAGUACUACAACAACAGAAAUUCCUACAAUUAAGACACUGACAUAUUCUGAAUCUACAGAUUCAACUUUACCUAUGACAAAGACAACUCAAACACAAUCAAUAAACACUUCAACUUCCACUGGAAAAUCGUGUACAUGUAACGUACCCACUACGGAAUCAAUAUUAACUACUUCAAAAGUAACGACUACUAUUGAAACUACUUCAGCUAAAAUCGAAAGAUGUACUUGUAUGGACAGAGAUAUAACUACAAAUAAAAUAAAUCCUAGUACGACUACAACUACAUAUUCUGAAUCUACAGACACUACAUUACCUACAAAGACAACUCUAACAAAGCCUAUAGAUACUUCAACUGCGACUGGAAAACGGUGUACAUGCAAUUUAUCUAAUACAUCUACAAUGGAAUCGAUUUCAACAACUCCUAUCACUUCUACGACCACGACUACUAUUAAACCAAGAACUGUUUCUAAAAAAAUAUGUACUUGUAUGGAUACAACUACAGCUCUUUUCACUACUACAACUGAAUUCACUACAUCCCCAGUUACAACAACUUCUACUGAAUCAUCUAAGACAGUUAUUCCUUCAAGUAAACCUGGAUGUACUUGUUCUCCACAUAUCAUAUCCUCAAUUGAGACGACUGUAUCGAGUCCAAUAUAUAGUGAUGAAUCAACAGAGACUACUGUUGACUAUGUCGACGUAAUUCCUACACCUGAUGGCGCUUCUUGCAAGAAAUAUCCUGCUCAUUGUAAAAGACCACAAACGUGGGAGACUACAGUCAGAGGAGAAACGAGGGAUUUCUUUCAAAUCCUUCGAGAAAAGUUUGGUGAUAGGAUAAAAAUAUUGAAAGACACAACGCAUUUUCCUCGGAGGACAGUAAAAGUCGUGGAAGAUUAUAAUGAUGCGUUUCGUUUUGGGAACCAUAACGAGUUAUGGUGA